Messenger RNA from Mobula hypostoma (lesser devil ray), 1282 nucleotides. Its product is annotated as mammalian ependymin-related protein 1-like. The record is from RefSeq and is a predicted model, not a curated record. NCBI's taxonomy places the organism in Eukaryota, Metazoa, Chordata, Chondrichthyes, Myliobatiformes, Myliobatidae. Gene Ontology annotation, cellular component: lysosome; extracellular region. Gene Ontology annotation, biological process: cell-matrix adhesion. The transcript has 7 exons. Bases 155 to 829 code for a protein of 224 amino acids. Gene Ontology annotation, molecular function: calcium ion binding.
UCGGCCCCCAUGUUGUCAGCAGGCAGGUGCCCUCAUUGGCUGCCUGGGCCGACCGUCCUGCUCAGCACGGAUCAGCUGAUGUUUAUCUCUGUGUGGGUGAGGACAAAGGCAGCACCACACAUACCCCCCAGUCUCAGCAAACAGUCACCAGCCGAUGGUGAACAUCCCACGGCUGAGGAAACCGACCGGACGCUCUCCACCACGUCCCCAGGUGAAGCUUGGAGUCCCGUGUCUCAGCAUGAAGCUGCUGGCCGCUCUGCCCGUCUUCUGCCUACUGGCCCUGGCCUCUGCGCAGGACAGCCCCCAACGCUGCACUUCUCCAGAUCAAAUGGAUGGAAUGGUGACUGUUUUUCACCCAGUCAAUUUCGUAGACAAUUACGGGAACUUCUCCUACGACGCGGUUAACAAGAGACUUUACAAAAGUGCGUUCGUCUUCAGAGGGGGAAUACAGGUGUGGAAGCAGGUGGACAUCCUUCUGUUCCAGAAGUCCGUGAAGUACCAGUACUUCCCGCACAACGGGACCUGCCUGAAGUCCCCGCUCCGGAUUCCGUUCCCGAAAUUUCGCGUCUCCAAAAACGCCAAGUUCCUCUGCCAGCUUUACAUCGGCAGUGCUACCAUCCCGAAGGCGGGACUUCUGACCAACAUCUGGAGCAAAGUUGAGGAUAAUGAGAAUCACGUGAUGACCUUCACAGACGUAAAGUGCCUCCCCCAGUACCGAGCGCAUUUCCGCGAGGAUGGAUGGUUCUCGGAAUCCUUCUAUAACCUGACUCUUGGGAUCCGAGAUCCGAAAGUCUUCACCCCUCCUUCGGAAUGUGACGAUCCAGUCUAAGGACGUACUGCCAGGGACCAGCAGCACCCAUGGGCGCUGUGACCUCCGUUUCCGGAGUAAAUGCGAGCAGGGUGGGCCGGUUUCUAGAUAUUCAGGGAAUUGGGGAAAAACUGUGAAAUUCAGUGCCACAGGCACCCGUGGAGGAAAAAUCACUUAAAGCAGAGGCUGGUAGUUUCUUGAUUGGUCAGGGUGAAAGGUUACGAGGAGAUGACACGAGAUUGGGGUUGGGGGAGGUCAUGAAUCAGCCAACGAUGGAAUGUCAGAGCACUCUCGAUGAGCCAAGUGGUCUAAUUCUGCUCCAGCGUCUUCUGGUGUGAUGGGAAUCCGGCAGCCAUGGAAGAUAUGACAGGAGCUCGCCGAGUGUUAGAACAGACCUGACGGGCCGAGUGGCCUCCCCUGCCCUUCAUCCUGACCUCCAUUUGUCGAAUCCUAAUAAAGUUGAGUGCGAUCUUG